Capra hircus (goat) is the source of this 4036-nucleotide messenger RNA. RefSeq names its product TSPY like 4 (gene TSPYL4). The coding region runs from base 112 to 1353 and encodes 413 amino acids. Gene Ontology annotation, molecular function: histone binding; chromatin binding. The transcript has a single exon. The record is from RefSeq and is a predicted model, not a curated record. Gene Ontology annotation, cellular component: chromatin; nucleus. Gene Ontology annotation, biological process: nucleosome assembly. Lineage: Eukaryota; Metazoa; Chordata; Mammalia; Artiodactyla; Bovidae.
GCCAUCCUCCCGAGUGGAAAAGAAGGGUGGUGCGAGGGGCGGAUCGCUGCUGCUUCUGCUGCUGCUGCGGAGGACCGCGGACGGUCUCCUGCAGGUCUGACUUCUGCCAAAAUGAGCGGCCUGGAUGAGGGCGACAGCCUCCCUAUCGCUAAAUCCUGCAGCCCCGCUACUCCCGACCAUGCCCCGGGACAUCCGGACCUCAAGCAGUAUCAGGGCGAGGAAACCGAGGCGACCUCGGUGAUGGCGGACACAGGUGAGAGCGGCUUGGAGACUGCCGCAGAGGGAGGCACAGCCCAGGACCCCGCGGUCUGUGGCCUUGCGCUCCGCAUUCGAGUUGCUGGGAGUCGCGGCCGCGUAGCGACCAAAGCGGGCCAGAAAGAGGCUCCGGCUUCCACGGAGGGCCUGGAAGCAGCCUCUGCCUCUACCUCGGUGGGAGCCGACAAUAGCCAGGAAAAUGGCUGUCAGCGUAGAGAGCUACGCAGCCCUGCAAUCGAGAAGGCUCUAGAAGCCUGUGGCGCAGGGAGCUUGGGGGCUCAGAUGUUGCCUAGAGCGAAGGCCAAGGAAAUGACGAAAAAGUGCGCUGUUUCUGCGGCAGGGGAAAAGGAGGGAGUAACAGAGGCGGUGGUAGAGGGAAAGAAGGUUAUGCAGAAGGAAAAAAAGGUGGUAGGAGGCGAGAAAGAGGAGACCCGGGCCCGAGCCCCGAAGAUCAAUAACUGCAUGGAUUCGCUGGAGGCCAUCGAUCAGGAACUGUCAAAUGUAAAUGCCCAGGCUGACAGAGCUUUCCUUCAGCUGGAGCGCAAGUUUGGCCGUAUGCGGAGGCUCCAUAUGCAGCGCAGAAGUUUCAUUAUCCAGAAUAUCCCAGGUUUCUGGGUCACUGCCUUUCGCAACCACCCGCAGCUGUCACCUAUGAUCAGUGGCCAAGAUGAAGACAUGAUGAGGUACAUGAUCAAUUUGGAAGUGGAGGAGCUUAAACACCCCAGAGCAGGCUGCAAAUUCAAGUUCAUCUUUCAGAGCAACCCCUACUUCCGAAACGAGGGGCUUGUCAAGGAGUAUGAGCGCAGAUCCUCUGGCCGGGUGGUGUCUCUUUCCACUCCAAUCCGCUGGCACAGGGGCCAAGACCCCCAGUCCCAUAUCCACAGGAACCGGGAAGGCAACACUAUUCCCAGUUUCUUCAACUGGUUCUCAGACCACAGCCUCUUAGAAUUCGACAGGAUUGCCGAGAUUAUCAAAGCAGAACUGUGGCCCAAUCCCCUCCAAUACUACCUGAUGGGUGAUGGGCCCCGCAGAGGAUUUCGAGACCCAGCAAGGCAGCCAGUGGAGAGCUCCAGGACCUUCAGGUUCCAGUCCGGCUAACUCCUGCCCUGUGAGAGAAGCUCCUGCACAAGUUCCCCUACCACCCACCUCCUCUCAGACCCGUGCUUAGCCAACAGCAUGCUGUCCUCCCUGUACUUUCUCUUCACACUGGAUUUUGUCCUUUGAUCCUUCUAAAUUCUCAAAACUCAGUGGCAAGAUGGUUGCUUAUAUGCCAAUGCUCUCCUUCUUCUGGGCCUUCCUGCUCUUCUGCAUCCUGUUCCACUGUUCCAAGUGCAUGGCCUUCCACUGCUUCUAUGCCAAGCACAUAAUACUGUAGAUACCCACUGCCGCCUUUUGCAUGCUCUGGGCCCUGACUGUAGCCUUCUCCCAGUUUUUAAAGCGGUUGUCUACCACGAAAAAGCUUGAUACACUUUUGCAGCUACUUAGCUGGGCUUCAUACUUUGUGCUGACUGUCCUGAUACCCAUGUACUCUGUGGCCAAAUCUUUGAGUUUCACUGCUGCAAGAUGAAGCUGAUAGAGAUGAUGCCAGCCAUCACCUAAACUGAACAUUCCAGGCUACCAGUAACUGGUUUUCAACUGUCUUCCUGGGUCCAUGCCAUCUACCCUGCUGGUUAUUUUGCAGAAUAAGCAGCUGACUGGUGGGUGGUUACUAGGCAUGAAUGAGGUAACAAAUGAGGAGGGUUCUGUGUUAUGUUGAUCUUAUGCCUUUGGUCACUCUGCAUUGUGACCAGGUGGUGGUGAGUAUGAAGCCCUGUGAUACGGCCCACCCAAACCUGCUCUCAGCUUUCUGGAUGAGAUUUGCACAGGCACCAUUCCCUGCCUCUUUAGGAACUAUCGGGAGACUUAAGCUCCUGGAUAGCCCACAGGAACCAUCCCCCGCUCGACCCCCACCCCCUGCUUGCCAAAUGGUUAUCUGGAAACUGCUUGGCUGUCAGGCAGGUUGGGCAGUCGUAGUAUCACAGUGCCUAAAGCAAAGCUGGUGGGAGGUCCUUUCCAGCAGUUAGCCUUUUUGAGCUCUAGCCAACAAACCACCAUUAAUCUAGAUGUCCCCCUUCUGCACCCAUUCUAAACAUGACAAAGUUGCCAGGAUGGGGACACCAAGGAAGAGGUAUUUCUGGUCUGUAGGGCCUGUUAUGUAUCUUUCUCUCUCUCACUUUCCUGCUUUCCUCCUUUUCUCUUCCUCAUCCUCCUUCUCAUAAACAGUUACAGCUGAGAAAACAAACUGGCAAAGCAGGCUUUUUACUUUGCUUUCCCUUUGUGUCCAGAAAGAUACCGUGCAUUGGACUCCAGCUUUCUUACUGCCCUCUUCUGCCCUCAUGUGUCCACCCCACUUCCUUUAGUAAAGUCUAAACAUUUCAAAGGGAACUCUGUAGGGUGAAUUGCCUGCUUAUGGACAUUGUUCGUUGGGGCCCAAUUUGACAGCCCCUUACUCUUCCUUAUCCAUUACCCAAAACCUUCUGUGUGUUUUUUUGAGCCUUAGCUUAAGAAGCUGAGGGGAGAUCACAGAAGGGCUUCACGACAGACCCAGAGCAGGCUGUGAUCCAAGGUAAUAAAAACUUGGUUUCACUCCACCUUUCUAAGCUUGGAAGGUUUUUGAGGGGCCUCGUAUCACCUAGAAAUAACCAAGGCAACAUUUCGAGGGGCACUCCUGUUCUCUGUACUGUUUUUCCCCUGAAUUCCCAUGGGCCUGCAUCCUACCACUCUGGCGUUCUUGGCUCUCAGUCCACAGCCUCUGCAUUUCCUUCCCUGCUUCUGACCUAGUAAAUGAGGGAACAGGCUGCAGUCUCCUUGUGGGAGCUGCUGAGACUGCCUCAUCGGGGGUAAGGGGGUGUGUGAAGUCUGCUCCAUAGGCUGUCUGUACAGAGCUGUGGGGAGGGUGUCCUAAGCUGUAGAAACUGAAAGCCCAGGAAACCAAAUGAGCUUGCUGUGGAUUGGGCUUGGGAAUGCAAACAGGAUAGACUGGAACGCUGCAGGGUCAGCAGUAAGAUGAGAGGCACCUGUGGUUUUUCCCAGGAGAGGUGGGAGAAUGAAAGCGUUUGAUGCUUUAAGAUGAUGCUUGCAGAUGUUAGGUUUUCUCUCCAAUUUUUCCUGACUCCUUGAAUUCACCAGUAGAUUUUUGUACUCAAAUACAAGUCUGAAUGUUUUGUAUUCUAGCAUAUAUGGACAAUUAAUGGCAUAUGCUCCUUAUUUCACUGUGUUUGAGUCAAAUCCUAUUAAUUCUUCUCCAUAUUUGCUUGCUGGCAAAAUUGACAUUUACCGCCUGCUGUUUGUUUGUAAUUGAGAAUGUGUGCAAAAAUAUCAGGCUUAUUUCCUGUGCAGUAUGAAAACUUUUGUGAUUACUCACAAAUAUAUCAGCUUGUUCUGGUCUCUUUUCUUAUAUAGCUCUAUUCUUAGAAAUAUAAUUUGAAUGUGAUCUUUGAAAUUGUGCAGAUUGUUGCUGUCAUGUGAAAGUAUUCUCAAACAGAAAAACCUAACUGUCAUCUUGAUAUUUCUUGGUCUAGUAAUAACUGUUGUACUUGACAUCUUAUGUUCCUAACUUGUAGAAUUGUUCUGUCAAACUAAACAAAGAUAGUACUUUAGUCUUCUCCUGUGUGUUCAAAAGGAAAAAUAAAUCUGUUACUCUGCUGUUUCUUGUUUUCGCCAAAAAUAAAAAUAAAUAAUGCUCUGUUUUGUCUAGGCUAAUAAAUGGUUGCAAAAUCAUUAAAGUUAUCAAGUUGUUACA